Messenger RNA from Folsomia candida, 781 nucleotides. RefSeq lists its product as uncharacterized. The record is from RefSeq and is a predicted model, not a curated record. NCBI's taxonomy places the organism in Eukaryota, Metazoa, Arthropoda, Collembola, Entomobryomorpha, Isotomidae. The coding region runs from base 131 to 592 and encodes 153 amino acids. The transcript has 3 exons.
CUCCGAAAAACGUGGCCUGGUCGCUCCACUCGAUCCCUUCAAACCGGACGGAGAUUGGAAAUGUUUGACGUGCAAGGAAGACUACAACGUCGCCUAUGUCAACUCUCUGAUCCAGAAAGCUGGUCAAGAGAUGGACCAACUUCACGACAAAAUCGGCGACAUCGCGGCCAAGGAAGACUUUGUGAAACAAUUUUCGAAAACCUUGUCGCCCAAUCACUUUUACUUGUUGGAGGUGAAAGUAGAGCUGGCCCAGCUUUACGGACGGACGAGUGAGGAGCCGUUGCAUAUGAUGAGUCCGAAAAAUCUCGUGAGGAAGAUUAACCUCUGUGAAGAACUUUUGGUCACGCUCAACAUAAUUUAUCCAGGCUACAAUAGGUUGAGAGCUUUGAUCAUUUAUGAACUCCAAGCCGCAGUCUUCAUGCUUUCACAACUUCGCCGCAGUUGUGGAGAUAUUUCAUUGGAAACGCAUUUGGAAGAGUUGAUGCAAUGCGGUAAGUGGAUGACUGAAGUGAUAAAGUGCUCGGAUGGGAAAGCCAGCAUUCGAUCGAGCGAAAAAGGGCAGCUGGGGCCGAGAGAGACUUGGACAAUUUGAGAAAGGCUGUACUUUCACUGCAGAAUUUGCCUGAACCUACGGCUACCUUAUCAGUCGAUAAGGUAGCUGCUGCUGGAUCCAGGAAUGAAAAUGCAAAACCACCUUCCAGCCCGAAGAAAGGAGGAGAAAAGGAGUUAUCAUCACUUGAUAAGGAUCUGGAGAAGGAUAUUCUCGAAAUUGAAAGAUCCC